GUAUAGUCCAAUUCGUAUAAAAAGUCGACAAGCUGGCGCCGUUCAGAUUCUUCGGCCCCUAUCGCCCUCACCCGCGUCACAAGCAGAGCCUCGCGCGCUUCCUGUUCCCUCGCGCCGUAAGAGACCGAUACCGUGAACGACUACUCAAUUUCCACCUCAACACUCUUCCGCUCCUCAAGCACAGGUUCCAGUCCCGAGUUUACCGAUACAUUCUUGAGCGCCAACGGAGGCGCGCGGAUCAAUCGCGCAUUUUGGAUAUCGUGAAGCGGCAAGGUAGACAGCUCUGGCUAGGAUCGCAAGCGAAUCGCCCUGUCAAGCAUGCAAGGACCCGGUCCAAGGGUUCAGUGGCGCAUAAAACGCCCCAGACAGCAGGAAUCAUGAUGGGAUAUGGCUCUAACCGGGCUACGAGCCCUGGUGAUGGCGAGAGGGGAUAUAGGAGGAAGCGCUUGGCAGCGAUGGCAGGAAAUCUGUACAGAAGCGGCCAAGCCGCAGUGACCGAGAUCAAGGAAUCAUAUGCCCAGACCAGGGCAGGGCCUGCGGCUUCAGGACAUGAGAAACACGGACGGAUACACAUCCCCGGCGCAUUUCCAGAUGUUGCAAUCACAGUAAAGGGUGACUGCCAAAUGGUGCUGUUUCCGUCGUAUGCGAAACAACAUACCAAACGUGAUUGGGGCGAGAUGGCGAUGCACGACUCGGAUGCGCCACAUGGAAGCAUCAGAGACGAAGGCUUUUGGCGGCAAGAGUGGGAGCGCAAUGAAGAUGAAAGGGCAAUUGUUGACGUUGACGUCCGAGGCUGGAUCUAUACGCCUCACAGUGGUCCGAUGACGAGGAGAAACAGAGUUCUCAUCGGUCUGGCGCGGCAGCUCAGUGGCAUCCCUGCGCCCAGGGCAGACCAAACAUAUAAUCCAGAGACUGGACUUCCACGUACACAUCAUCAAAUACACGAAGAGCAAAAAGAGCAGGAGAAGAUCAACUCUGAAGCUCGGCGCAUUGAAAGAGUAGGACAGCGAGAGAAGCAGGUUGCAUACCAGGGAGGUUUUAGUGAGAAAACGCCUGAUAAUGACGACCCUCUUACGGAUAGCUUUUACUAUCCUUCUCGCCAGGGUAACCAAUCUCCAGAUUCUGCCCCUUCCAGUCCAACGAUGCCAGCCAAAACUAUGACAUCGAAUACCACUGCCAGCGAGAUGAGCGAGAGUGAUCUCAUUCUGGCCAAUGCCAAUCUCAUGGCUCGAAUUGCCCCUUUCAUGACAAAUCCUUCUGUUGCUCUACCAGUCACUUUCUUCUUUUACAACAGCGAGAAGUCUCAAUCAAAGACCGUCAUGACCAACGAUGCGGGUCAUUUCGUCAUUCGUGCUGCUCUCGACUUUAUCCCAACUCAUGUUAGAGUUCUGGCGGAUGAGGAUCUGUCAGCUAUCCAAGAGAUCAAAGUCAUUGAACCAUAUGGAGUCAGUCUUAUUAGCGACAUUGACGAUACAGUCAAGAAGUCCAAUAUUUCUGCGGGUGCCAAAGAGAUCUUCCGCAACACGUUCAUACGAGAUCUAGGUGAGCUCUCUGUCGAAGGUGUUAAGGAGUGGUAUAAUCGCAUGGCCGACAUGGGCGUCAGCAUUCAUUACUGUUCAAACAGUCCGUGGCAACUUUUCCCAGUCCUAGCCAGUUUCUUCAAGAUGCACGGCCUGCCACCAGGAUCUCUUCAUCUAAAGCAAUACAGUGGCAUGUUGCAGGGCAUCUUUGAGCCAGUGGCAGAAAGAAAGCGAUCUACACUUACUCGCCUAUUACGAGAUUUCCCUGAGAGAAUGUUUAUUCUUGUGGGAGACAGUGGAGAAGCUGAUUUGGAGGUUUACACGGAGCUUGCCCUUGCGAACCCAGGACGGAUUCUUGCUGUCUUCAUUCGAGAUGUCACAACACCAGAGGAGACAGCAUUCUUCAACUCCAACUCGGGAUAUGAUUUUAGCCGGCCGAAGACGCCAGCCACCUCUAGCAACGCUUCAAGGAAUGUCUCAAGAAACCCUUCAUACCAGAACCUGGGGCCCAGUGGAUAUCGGGGAGAAAGCAAACCACCCACAGGCCCGACUAUGGGAACUCUGAUCGACUUCUCAGACGAGCCAGGCGAGACCAAGAUCGAUCGUAAUGCGGCUCUCUCUCAAGUUCGAAAUGCCAGUGCCAAUGCCAACUCCAAGAGUGCCAGUACGACUGAUCUACUUGGCGGACGUAAGCCACCUCCGCCCAGACCGGCAAAACCAGUUGCGUUGAGGAGUGCCAAGUCGAUCACUGAGCUGAACAAGGGUCUCAGCAGGCAGAAUUCUGAUGAGAUACCUCCACCACCUCCGCCUAGAAGACCAGCGGUGCAGGUUCGAGAACCGUCAGUGCCUCAUCCUCUGAAGCAGAUUCACAAUUCCUCGCAGCAGAGCUCUGGUAGCAGCAAUGGCGGUUUCAAAAUCCCAGCACGCUCUAAUUCAGGGGAUCGUCCUCCGCCACCUCCGCCACGACGACGCGGUACACCCUCAAGCAUCACCGAGUCCAAUCAAAAUCCACGUCUUCCACCACGGCCGACUCAGAACAUGGCCAAUCUAGACGUGGACUACGAUCCGCUCCCACCACCAUCAUCAAACCCCCCUCCGUCAUUUGGUUCAGCAGGAUCAGGGUAUCGAUCAGACGGCAACACAUCAACAGCAGGUUCGCCAACACUGGGUCCACAAGCAGUAAACAAGAAAUUAGAACUAUGGAGAAGAAGAUUAGCACGAGCACACGAACAGUUAGACGGGAUAGGUGUAGCCUUGUAUACAUGGCGACGAGGAAACGAUGUCAUUGCAGAAGCAGAGGGAAUAGUCAAACGAGCCCUCGCAGAUAUGGAGAGAAAGAGAAGGAUGAGACAAUAGCGACUCGACUCUAUAUACCAAGCAUUUUUUAUUCUCG
Molecule: messenger RNA, 2913 nt
Organism: Fusarium oxysporum Fo47
Lineage: Eukaryota; Fungi; Ascomycota; Sordariomycetes; Hypocreales; Nectriaceae
Product: phosphatidate phosphatase App1 family protein
Exons: 1
Coding region: 378-2876 (832 amino acids)
Cellular component (GO): actin cortical patch
Molecular function (GO): phosphatidate phosphatase activity
Source: RefSeq, a predicted model, not a curated record